AUGACCGUGCAGAACAAGGGUGGGAGUGUUUGUGUGACCGGACCCUUCCUCGGUGUUUCUCAGUGCUGUGAUCUGGGGUUCCACGCCAGCCUCGCUCGGACGUUCAGGACAUACCUGUCUGCUGAGUACAACCUGGAAACCUCCCGCCAUGAGGGCCUGGACAUCAUUGAGAACGCCGUGGACAACCUGGACGCACGGAGUGACAAGCACACAGUUAUGGACAUGUGCAACCAGGUCUUCUGCCCUCCACUGAAGUUCGAGUUCCAGCCUCACAUGGGGGAUGAGGUGUGUCAGGUCAGCGCCCAGCAGCCUGUGCAGACUGAGUUGCUGAUGCGGUACCACCAGCUGCAGUCGCGACUGGCCACCCUCAAGAUAGAGAAUGAAGAGGUACGAAAAACUCUGGAUGCCACUAUGCAGACUUUGCAGGACAUGCUGACAGUGGAAGAUUUUGAUGUUUCAGAUGCCUUCCAGCACAGUCGCUCCACUGAGUCGGUCAAAUCAGCUGCAUCGGAGACCUACAUGAGUAAAAUAAACAUUGCCAAGAGGAGAGCCAACCAGCAGGAAACCGAAAUGUUCUAUUUUACAAAAUUUAAAGAGUAUUUGAAUGGCAGUAACCUUAUCACGAAGCUCCAGGCUAAACACGACCUGCUGAAGCAGACUCUGGGAGAAGGUGAAAGAGCCGAAUGCGGAACAACCAGGCCCCCAUGUCUUCCCCCUAAGCCACAGAAAAUGAGGAGACCUAGGCCUCUCUCAGUCUAUAAUCAUAAACUCUUUAACGGCAAUAUGGAAACGUUCAUUAAGGAUUCAGGACAGGCUAUUCCACUCGUGGUAGAAAGCUGCAUUCGUUACAUCAAUUUGUAUGGCCUUCAGCAGCAGGGCAUUUUCAGAGUUCCUGGCUCCCAGGUGGAAGUCAACGACAUCAAGAACUCAUUUGAGAGAGGUGAAGACCCCCUUGCUGAUGAUCAAAACGAACGUGACAUCAAUUCAGUGGCUGGAGUCUUGAAGCUGUAUUUCCGAGGACUGGAAAACCCCCUCUUUCCUAAGGAAAGGUUUCAAGAUUUGAUAUCUACUAUAAAAAUUGAGAACCCCACUGAGAGAGUGCACCAGAUCCAGCAAAUCAUCGUCACUCUGCCCCGGGCUGUCAUCGUUGUCAUGAGAUAUCUUUUUGCUUUCCUUAAUCACUUGUCGCAGUACAGCGAUGAGAACAUGAUGGAUCCCUACAACCUGGCCAUCUGCUUUGGGCCCACUCUGAUGCACAUUCCAGACGGGCAGGAUCCGGUGUCCUGCCAAGCCCAUGUCAAUGAGGUCAUCAAAACCAUCAUCAUUAACCAUGAGGGCAUCUUCCCCAGCCACAGAGAGCUGGAAGGACCUGUCUACGAGAAGUGCAUGACUGGAGGAGAGGAGUACUGUGACAGCCCACACAGCGAGCCGGGCACCAUCGAUGAGGUUGACCAUGACAACGGCACGGAGCCACACACCAGUGAUGAAGAAGUGGAGCAGAUUGAAGCCAUAGCAAAGUUUGACUACAUUGGACGAUCUCCAAGAGAGCUCUCCUUUAAGAAAGGGGCCUCGCUCCUCCUGUACCAUCGGGCAUCAGAAGACUGGUGGGAAGGGAGACAUAAUGGUGUGGACGGCCUCAUACCCCACCAGUACAUUGUGGUGCAAGACAUGGAUGACGCUUUCUCCGAUAGCCUGAGUCAGAAGGCAGACAGCGAGGCAAGCAGCGGACCGCUGCUGGACGAUAAAGCCUCCUCCAAGAACGACAUCCAGUCUCCAACAGAUCAUAUUGUGGACUAUGGCUUUGGGGGAGUACUGGGCCGAGUGAGAUUGAGGUCUGACGGUGCAGCUAUCCCUCGCCGUCGAAGCGGGGGGGACACCCACAGCCCGCCCCGAGGGAUGGGUCCUGGCAUAGACACUCCUCCUCGAGCAGCGGCCUGUCCUAGCAGCCCCCACAAAAUACCUCUUAACAGGGGCAGGAUUGAGAGUCCUGAAAAGCGCAGAAUGGCGACAUUCGGCAGUGCAGGCAGCAUCAAUUUCCCAGACAGGAAGGCCUUGGCUGAUGGCCACCCGCUGAGACCGACCUGUGGAUCGACUAGACACAGUAGUCUUGGAGAUCAGAAAUCUCUAGAAGCAGAAGCGCUUGCUGAG
This is a messenger RNA of Antrostomus carolinensis (chuck-will's-widow), 2148 nucleotides long. RefSeq names its product SLIT-ROBO Rho GTPase-activating protein 3. Gene Ontology annotation, biological process: signal transduction. The record is from RefSeq and is a predicted model, not a curated record. Gene Ontology annotation, molecular function: protein binding. Lineage: Eukaryota; Metazoa; Chordata; Aves; Caprimulgiformes; Caprimulgidae. The transcript has 15 exons. The annotation marks the transcript as partial.